AUGUCUGAUUCACUGAAUUGCACCGGAGAAAUAUCUCGUAUUUCAAGCCUAAUUUUGGGAAUUUUUAACGGUGUCUCCGGGUUCGCAGCAAUAACGGGAAACUUUCUUGUGCUAAUUACUUUCAUCAAGAAUCAGUCACUCCGAGAGCCAAGUUACUACUUCAUGACUUCCUUAGCCACUGUGGAUCUCCUAGUCGGACUGGUAGUCAACCCGUUCUACGUUGCAAUUACAAACUUUGUCUCUUGGCAAUACAGAGAGGAGCGACUACUUCAGCUGGAAAGUUUUUUGGCAAUGACCGCUUCCACGAUUAUCAUGCAUUCACUCACUGUGAUGAGCGUCGAAAGAUUCAUUGCCGUGAAUUACCCUCUGAGAUAUCGCAGUUUGUCACAGAAAAACGAAGCUGCAUUGCAAUCGCAUGCGUAUGGACAUUCGGCCUGUCUUUCAAUUCCGCAUUCUUCGCUACCAGCAACGAUGACUUGCCAAACAUGUGGAUAA
Molecule: messenger RNA, 495 nt
Organism: Porites evermanni
Lineage: Eukaryota; Metazoa; Cnidaria; Anthozoa; Scleractinia; Poritidae
Source: the annotation of a GenBank genome assembly